AUGUCAGUACCGCUGUCUUCCAAGGAGCAGUCCCUGUUCAAGCAGGUUGUCCAGCUCUACGAGUCCAAGCAAUACAAGAGGGGUAUCAAGACUGCCGACCAAGUCUUGAAAAAGGUCCCCAACCAUGGCGACACUCAGGCCAUGAAGGCCUUGAUCCUCAACUCUCAAGGCAAGACCGAAGAGGCCUUUGAUCUGGCCAAGCUCGCUCUCAAAAAUGCCAUGAAGUCGAAUGUCUGCUGGCACGUCUAUGGAUUGUUGUACCGCUCCGUCAAGAACUACGAUGAGGCCAUCAAGGCUUACAAGUUUGCCCUGCGCCUCGACCCCGACUCGCGCCAGAUCCAGCGCGACCUUUCUCUCCUCCAGGCCCAGACUCGCGACUGGAAGGGUCUCAUCGACAGUCGCAGAACCAUGCUGACCGCUUCUUCGGGCAUUCGUGCCAACUGGACCGCCAUGGCUAUUGCCCACCACAUGGCUGGUGACUACCAAGCCGCCGAGAAGGUCUUGACCAUGUACGAAGACACCCUCAAGGUUCCCCCACCACCAACCGAUCUCGAGCACCACGAAGCCGUCUUGUACAAGAACACCAUCAUUGCCGAGUCUGGCGACUACGAACGUGCUCUCAAGGGCCUCAAGGCUAUUUACAAGUCCAACCCCGACAGAACCGCUGUUAUGGAGUUGAGAGCAGAGUACUUGUUGAAAUUGGAUCGCAAAGAGGAGGCUGAGAAAGCAUACCGUAACUUGCUCGAAAGAAACCCCGAGAGACGCGCCUACUAUGAUGGCUUGGAGAAGUGUCUCGGUCUGGACAGAAAUGACUCGACCGCACACACCCAACUGCUGGAUCUGUACAAGUCGUUUGCCGAAAAGAGCGAAAGAAUUGAUGCACCUAGACGUGUGCCACUCGACUUCCUCCAGGGCGACGCUUUCCGCGAGGCUGCUGACGCUUACCUCACAAGAGUCUUCCGCAAGGGUGUGCCCUCGACCUUUGCCAACGUCAAGGCCCUCUACAAUGACGAGUCCAAGAAACAAACCAUUGAACAACUAGUCCUCGGCUACGCUUCUCAGAGCAAUGAGGAGAAUGGCAAGAACUGGGAUCUUGCCGUAAACUACUUCCUCGCACAACACUACGAUUACCACCUCUGCCGCAACCUCGAAAAGGCCUCUGAAUACAUUGAAAAGACCAUUUCUCUCAACACCAACCCCCAAGAUUACACUUUCCAUCUCACAAAAGCCAGAAUCACAAAACACUCUGGCGAUCUCGAAAAGGCUGCCCAACAGAUGAACGAGGCCCGCGAGAUGGACCGCGCAGAUCGUUACAUCAACACAAAAUGCGCAAAAUACCAAUUACGAAACAACCAAAACGAGACUGCUAUUGAGACCAUGGGCCUCUUCACCCGCAAGGAAGCCAACGGUGGUCCUCUGGGCGAUUUGCUCGAUAUGCAGUGCAUGUGGUAUCUCUACGAAGACGGCGAGGCCUACAAGCGUCAGAACAAGUUGGGACUGGCUCUCAAGCGCUUCAAGUCGAUUCACGACAUUUUCGACGUCUGGUACGAGGAUCAAUUCGAUUUCCACAGUUUCUCUUUGCGCAAGGGUAUGAUUCGCGCAUACGUUGACAUGAUUCGCUGGGAGGAUCACUUGCGCCAACAUCCCUUCUACUCGAGAGCCGCAUAUUCGGCCAUUGACAUUUACGUCAAGCUCUUUGACGACCCCAACUAUGGCUCCACAAACGGUGACCUCAGCGAUGCAGACAAGAAGAAGGCAGAAAAGAAGGCACGCAAGGAAAAGGAAAAGGCAGAGGCAGACAAGAAGGCCGCCGCAGCCGCAAAAGCAACCGCAACCUCGGAAGAUGUAGUCAAGAAGGAGGACACAGAUCCGCAAGGCGAGGAGCUGCUCAAGACCAAGGACCCACUUGCCGAAGCCAUGAAGUACCUGUCACCUCUGCUCGAGCAAAGCCCCUUGAACAUCAAGUCCCAACAAGCAGGUUUCGAAGUCUUUGUUCGCAGAGAAAAGUACCUUCCUGCGUUGAAGUGCUUGGUCGCUGCUUCCAAGAUUGAUGCCAGCGAUGCAACAGUAAAGGAGCAGACUGCCCGUCUGCGCAAAACAUUGUCUGAGCUCAAGGAACCUCUACCAGAAAAGAUCAAGGAGGUCAUUGAUGCCGAGUUGGCCACACUACCAUAG
Aureobasidium melanogenum CBS 110374 is the source of this 2175-nucleotide messenger RNA. Its product is annotated as N-terminal acetyltransferase A, auxiliary subunit. Gene Ontology annotation, biological process: N-terminal peptidyl-methionine acetylation. Bases 1 to 2175 code for a protein of 724 amino acids. Gene Ontology annotation, molecular function: protein binding; protein-N-terminal amino-acid acetyltransferase activity. The record is from RefSeq and is a predicted model, not a curated record. NCBI's taxonomy places the organism in Eukaryota, Fungi, Ascomycota, Dothideomycetes, Dothideales, Saccotheciaceae. Gene Ontology annotation, cellular component: NatA complex; cytoplasm. The transcript has 3 exons.